UUGAUAGGAUUGUUGAGAUUUCAAGGUAUCAGCUCUGACGCAUUAGUGAUUUACGGCACGUCGGAACAGAUUAAACCUCUCACCAAUAAUGCGCACUUGACCAAUUGAUAAAAUAUGACCGAGGAAGAGAGACUUUGGAGUUUUAAAAGGAUAUGAUUAAGGCGUAUUUCUUUAUGGGCUUUGUCUAACACCCACCAAGACAACUUCCUUGCAUUAAGGUUGCUUGACACUAUUAGUUAUUAGUGACAGAAAUUCAAGUGUUUCUCUUUAUUAACUGGCUGGUUGGCUUGGAGACCGUCCAUCUUGGUUAUCCUGGAAUCAUCGAACUUAUAACACUUGGGCCUGCUUAAGUUGUUCUGAGAAACUCAGAUUAACAUGGCAAGUUGAUUGUUGAAGUCAGUGCGCAACAACUGACGACAAGAAUCGAAAAAUACUGGAGUUGGUAUAUAAAUUAGAGAAUCCAUUGACACGAGAUGUAAAUCAAAGAAAAACAAAUUGGAUUCGCUGUCUUAUUGUCUUUGAGAGCUGAUUGAUAUUUCUAUUCUGCAGUUACAGAUAUACAAUAGUAACUCGAACUGCGGUCGAUUAAGCCCUUUCAACACAUUAUAUCUUAAUCAAUGUUAAUAAGGGCGUCAUCAGGCUUUUUUAGCCUUUAUGCUCCAUUCAUCUGCUUCAUUAACUAAAGAUUACUAACUAAUUGUAGCUAAGUCCGCCAAUCAACAGUCAGUAUCUUAAUUGAAUUUGUGUAGGAAGUGCGAAUAAGAAGGCAAUCGACAAACGACAACUUCUAGAUCGGUACUUAUCUCUUACUGAGGGAUCAUGUCUUCCUUCAAGGUCUUUCACUAAUGGAUUAGUAAGGGUUAGUACACUUAUAUUCUCAGCUAAAGUAAACAUGCAUACAUCUUCCUUUGAUAUUGAAAGUAUCCUUCGCAAAGACAAGAAAAAAGAAGAAGGAAAAGAUCGAAAAUCAACUUUAACUUGCGAGAGUCCCGCUCUGAACAUCAGUAGCAACUCCAGCAACCGAAGACCAUUACUUCUCCCUCGCGCAGAACCAAUCCAAUGGAGUGCUUUUCUGUACAACCUGCCUUACUCAGGCUUAAGUAGUUGCAAUCACUGUGGAGACGAGUCCAGUCAAAUCUACCCCUCACCGUGGCUACAAUAUGGACAUCAUUUCAUGCAGUCAGGGUGUUCUCAACAUUAUCUUAACGCGACUGGACGCCAUCGAAGACCACGAACAGCAUUCUCGAGUCACCAACUGCUUGCUUUAGAAAGACAAUUUCAGUUGCAUAAAUAUUUAACACGACCUCAGAGGUACGAGUUGGCUACAUCUCUGAUGCUGACAGAAACUCAAGUCAAAAUAUGGUUCCAAAAUAGAAGAAUGAAAUGGAAACGAUUUCACAAAAGUUCAACCUUAAAGAAAGAUCAAAGAACAUGUCGAGAAGAGCUACUUAGUGAUGAGAAAACGUCACCAAGACAAUAAUUAGUGGGCUACCUGUGUUGAAAGAGGGGUGAAAAAAGGGUAGUAAAGCCUAAUGAAUUACAAGACAAUGAUUAGCUGACUCACCUGAAGUACAAGACAAAACAGCAAUGACAUCUCAAGUAUAACUGAAAGAAAAAUUAAAACAUUCAAAACGUAUAUAAGGGCUUGCUUAUCAAAACUGGCAUACUUUAGUUCAUUCCAGUGUAUAAAGUAUGCACUAGCAAUAUAACGAGAUUAUAGAUAAGAUACCGUGACAUAAAUCUAUCUUUGCUUUUUGACGGCUAACUUCAGACGUUGGCUUCUCUAUUUGCUUGCAUUCCUGCCAAGCAGUUUCAUCCUAACUGCAUGUAUUCCGAUUUAAAGAAGUCAAAUAACAUAAGGGUCAAUAUCCUUAUCUGCUUUCCACUUAACCGUGUGUAUGUGAAUAAACUUAUCAUCAUAAAUAAAAUUAUCAUCAUCAUCACC
This is a messenger RNA of Actinia tenebrosa (Australian red waratah sea anemone), 1945 nucleotides long. RefSeq names its product homeobox protein Hox-B4. Gene Ontology annotation, cellular component: nucleus. The record is from RefSeq and is a predicted model, not a curated record. Gene Ontology annotation, biological process: spinal cord motor neuron cell fate specification; regulation of DNA-templated transcription; central nervous system development. Lineage: Eukaryota; Metazoa; Cnidaria; Anthozoa; Actiniaria; Actiniidae. Gene Ontology annotation, molecular function: sequence-specific double-stranded DNA binding; DNA-binding transcription factor activity, RNA polymerase II-specific.